This is a messenger RNA of Lytechinus pictus (painted urchin), 1203 nucleotides long. Its product is annotated as ATP-dependent translocase ABCB1-like. Gene Ontology annotation, cellular component: plasma membrane. The transcript is spliced from 9 exons. Gene Ontology annotation, molecular function: ABC-type transporter activity; ATP binding. Gene Ontology annotation, biological process: transmembrane transport. The record is from RefSeq and is a predicted model, not a curated record. Bases 151 to 1203 code for a protein of 350 amino acids. Lineage: Eukaryota; Metazoa; Echinodermata; Echinoidea; Temnopleuroida; Toxopneustidae.
AGAUACUGUAGUAGGACUCUUUAGCAAAGUUGUAAAGAAUAAAAUUUAUUUUGGGUGACGAUCAAACAUUGUAUAUUGGGAGUACAACCUGAUUUUCAUCGCUAACAUACAUUUACUAUACAAGUCGUUGAUAGCGAGGUCGUCGGCGGUAUGGAGGAGAAACAAAAUGGCGUCGCUCCUGACAUUGGACCCGACUUCGACGUCGAGUUCAAACAAGUGAAUGGGAAAAACGGAACGGUGAAUGGGGAGGUCAAUGGCUCUGUCAACGGGACGCUGGUCGAAUCUAAAGAGAAUAAUAACAAUCACGACAAGCAUGGUGGUGAUGACGAUAAAAUUGAUGAGAAAGAAGAGGAUAAACCGAAAGUAGCUCUGACAAGACUGUUUCGCUAUGCAACAUCGCUGGAUGGAUUUCUGAUGUUGAUCGGGUCGGUGGCUGCAAUCGUUCACGGCUGCGCCUGGCCUGUGCUCAAUAUCAUAUUCGGUGAGCUCAUCGACAGUUUCACCGACUUUGCCAAGAACGGCACCAAUGCAACGACGACGUCGCCGACGGCGUCGUCGAACCCCGCGAAGGAUUUCGAUGACCAGAUGCAGCAGUAUGCUGUAAUCUUCUCUCUCAUCGGGGUGGCGACCGUCUGCUUUGCUUACAUUCAGAAUUCUAUGUGGACACUGGCCUGUGAGCGGCAGAUUUACAAGAUUCGCAAGGCAUUCUUUGACGCCAUUUUAUACCAAGAGAUAGCCUGGUUUGACGUUCAUAAGAGUGGAGAACUCACAUCAAGAUUAGCAGAUGAUAUGGAGAGAGUGAAGGAAGGUCUAGGAGAUAAAAUAUCAAUCAGCAUGCAAUAUCUCGCCAUGUUUUUCGCAGGUUUUGCAAUCGCGUUCUUCAAGAGCUGGGAGUUGACCCUGGUUCUCCUGUCAAUGACGCCGCUGGUAGCCAUUGCUGGAGCAUUUAUGGCUAAAAUUCUAACAUCGUUCUCGAAGAGAGAGCAGGAAUCGUAUGCCGAUGCAGGAAGCGUGGCCGAGGAAGUCCUCUCUUGUAUCAGGACUGUGGUCGCGUUCGGAGGAGAACAAAAGGAGGUCGACAGGUAUGGAAAAGAACUUAGAACAGCACGUAAUCUUGGUGUCAAGAAGGGAAUGACGACCGGCAUUGGAAUGGGAUUUACAAUGCUUGUCCUGUAUGGGUCCUACGGCCUGGCAUUCUGGUAA